This is a messenger RNA of Vigna unguiculata (cowpea), 2094 nucleotides long. RefSeq lists its product as uncharacterized. Lineage: Eukaryota; Viridiplantae; Streptophyta; Magnoliopsida; Fabales; Fabaceae. The record is from RefSeq and is a predicted model, not a curated record.
CCCUUUUCUUCUUCAACGAACAACCAUUUGGAAGCCCAGCCCAUCGCUACUCUUCGUUUGCAAUUAGGGUUUCCGGUAUCUCCAACACCUUCUUCUCCGUCUUCGAUUGCAUUCGUUAGUGUUAAUGGUUCAGCUCAUGAAGAAUUCUGGGAAGGCUGAAACCAUUUCGUGCGGUGAUGCGAAGAACAAGAACACCGUCAAGUUGGAGAUCGUCGAGGACCCACUGGAAGAAGAGCAUGCCCCCCUCAACAAGCGCCACAAACCCUCCUCUCAGCAAUGGAGUGCUUCCAGCGAUGCUUCUGUCAGUUCUCCUUCCAAUCUGAAUAUUCUCGACGAGCCGAGCCCUUUGGGUUUGCGCCUGAGAAAGAGCCCUUCUCUGUUGGAUUUGAUUCAGAUGAAGCUUUCUCAGGGAACUGCGCAGCAAAACGAGAAUUUAAGCUCUGCAGUGAAAAGGGAGAGCAGGGCUGCUACUGCUGCUGCUGACAAGCUUAAGGCUUCAAAUUUUCCGGCUUCGCUUCUGAGGAUUGGUUCAUGGGAGUAUAAAUCGAGAUAUGAGGGUGACUUGGUUGCGAAGUGUUACUUUGCUAAACAUAAACUUGUCUGGGAAGUUCUUGAAGGUGGUCUAAAGAGUAAAAUAGAAAUUCAAUGGUCGGAUAUCGCGGCACUUAAGGCACAUUGUCCUGAUAAUGGGCCUAGUACAUUGACUGUUGUGCUUGCUAGACCGCCUCUUUACUUCAGGGAGACUAAUCCUCAGCCUAGAAAGCAUACACUAUGGCAGGCAACGGCGGAUUUUACUGAUGGACAGUGUGGCAAACAUAGGCUGCACUUUUUGCAAUGUCCACAAGGGCUCUUGGCAAAACAUUUUGAAAAGCUUAUCCAGUGCGACAUGCGCCUUAAUUUCUUAAGCCAACAGCCAGAGAUAAUUUUGGAGUCACCACAUUUUGACCCACAACCUUCUGCAUUUGAGGACCCAGAAAAUUCAAAAGAUCGUGAUCAGCUUCAAGUCAGUGGUAAAGGAUCCUCCGCAUCUUGUUUUCAAGACAGUGGAUCACCUGUGGCGUCCCUGUCAUCGUCACUUAAAAUUGAACACAAUGAUCCACCUGGAAUCACGAUGGAUAGUCUCCCGCAAGAUGCACAUUCACCCAGUUCAGUCAUGGACUGUAGCUCAAUUGAAGGGAGUACAAGCUCUGAAACCGAUUCGAAGGCCCCAAGAAAUAGGGAUCAGAUAAAACUUCCUGGACUUCGACCUUCCAUGUCAGUUAGUGAUUUUAUUGGCCAAAUUGAACUUUGUCUAUCAGAGCAAAUAUCCUCUGGGAAUCCACCGUUCUCUGAUGGAGGAGCAGAGUACAAGGAGAUGCUGGAAGACAUUGCACAACAUCUUCUUAAUGACAAUCAGGUUGCAGCAACUUCUGAUGAAAAGUCACUCAUGUCAAGGGUUAAUUCUCUCUGCUGUCUUCUGCAGAAGGAACCUGUAACUGUGCAGAAUUCUCAUUUUGCUGAAGAUAGUACUAUUGAAGGAGCUGAUGAAGGAAAAGAUCUCAAACCUGCCGAGGAGGAAUUAAGGGAUGUUUCUGGUGGCAAGCAAGCACUAGGCAUGUCUAGGAAAGACUCGUUUAGUGAUCUGCUUCUCCACUUACCUAGAAUCGCUUCUCUUCCAAAGUUCUUGUUUAACAUAUCAGAAGAGGAUGGCGACAGUCAUGCCAGUUAAGAUGUUCUCUUAUUCCAACUUUCAAAUUUGGCAAGUACGGAGCUACCUAGCAGUGUUUAGCUGCAUAGGGAGUAUGUUGUGUCUUUGUAGCAGUGCAGGUUUAAUUUCUACCCUGGGAACCACUGGGAUUUGGAAAAGUUGUUUUAAUGAAGAAUCCAAGUGGUGCCCAUGUAAAAAAUUGUGAAGUAGAUGUUUAGCUCUGUAUUUGUUUUUUUGAAAGAUUUAUUUGUGGGUUGUAAGUAAAAUCAUGUGUUGCCUGUUCGAUCAGGCUAUUAUUCAUGGUUGGUAUCCCUGUCUUUCCAUGGAAUGGAGAUAAGCUUGAGCUGACACUAUCGCACUGGCAAUCUCAGUCUGUAAAUUCAAAAUAGUAGUCUCAUUAUUCAUCA